This is a messenger RNA of Brachypodium distachyon (stiff brome), 2668 nucleotides long. Its product is annotated as heavy metal-associated isoprenylated plant protein 33. The record is from RefSeq and is a predicted model, not a curated record. The transcript has 3 exons. Lineage: Eukaryota; Viridiplantae; Streptophyta; Magnoliopsida; Poales; Poaceae. Gene Ontology annotation, molecular function: metal ion binding. Bases 351 to 1997 code for a protein of 548 amino acids.
GAGUGAAAGAGGGGUGCUUGCUGCUGUGCUGGCUUCUUUCUCUCCCUCCUCAAUUAAUAGCAGUACUUUAUGGCUCCCUUCAUUCUUUCACACACACUCUCACAAGUCACAAGUCGCAAGUCACGAGCACUCUUGCUCUUUGCGUCAGUGCCCCAAACCCAAAGCCAGCUUCUCCUCCUUCUCCUUUGUUGUGAUUUGUGUGAGAAGGGAGCAAGCAAUGGUUGCUGGCCCUCUUCUUCUUCUCCUGAUCUGAGGCUGAGGCUGAGUUCCAGGCCUCACUCUCCUCAGUGUCUGCCUGUGCUGUGCACCAACACUAGCCAGAUCUGUGGGAGCAAAGAAGGGAGUCAGUGAUGAGCAAGGAGGAGGUGCUCAAGGUUCAGACCUGCGUGUUCAAGGUCAACAUCCACUGCGACGGCUGCCACAAGAAGGUCAACAAGGUGCUCAGCAAGAUCGAUGGUGUGUACCAGAGCAGCGUGGAUUCGGAGCAGGGGAAGGUGACAGUGUCCGGGCUGCUGGAUCCGGAUACCAUUAUCAGGAAGCUCAACAAGGCCGGCAAGCCCGCCGUGCUCUGGGGCUCCAAGCCCGGGGCAGCCGGCGCCGCUGUCGCCGCCAACCAGUUCCAAAAGCUCAAGCUUGAUGGCGGCGGUGGCGGUGGAGGGAAGAACAAGGGCCAGCAGAAGGAAGCCGGCAGCGGUGGCAGUAAGGGACAGCACCACAAGGAUGCCGGUGGCAAGGGGCACAAGUCCGGCGGUGGCGGCGGCAAAGACGCCAAGAUGAAGCCGAUUCAUCAGCAGAUGCAGAUGAAGGGCGCGCCGCCACCGCCGACGGCGCAGCAGCUCCAGCAGCUGCAAAUGCAGAUGAAGGGGAUGAAGCUGCCGCCACAGUUCAUGGCUGCCGCCGCCGCGGGGAAGAUGCCGUUCGCGCAUGGGCCUCCGCCGGCAGCGGCCAUGGCUGCUUCCAAGGACCCCAGGUCCGUCAAGUUCAGCCUCCCGCCGCGGGACGACGGCUGGGGGGACGACGACGGCGACGACCUCGGUGGCAGCGAGUUCGACGAUGAUGAGUUCGAUGGCUUUGAUGACGACGAGGAUUUUGAUGAUGACGAUGGCUUCUACGAUGACGACCUCUACGAUGACCCCAAGGUGAUGACGAAGCACAUGGCCCCGCAGCCGCAUGCCGGUGACAAGAAGGGCGGCAAUGGUGGUAAGAAAGGAGGCGGCGGGAAUGAGAUGCCCGCUUCACAGUUCAAGGGGAACAAUGGUGGCAAGAAAGACGCCGGUGGCAAGGGGCAGCACCAAGGCGGCAGUGGUGGUGGGCAGCCGAACAACGCCAAGGGAGGAGGAGCGGCGCCGAGCCAGGGGAAGAAGGCCGGCGGCCCAAUGAGAGCCAUGCCGCAGCAGCAGCAGCAGCAGCACGCCAUGCCGAGGCCUCCGAACAUGAUGGGCGGCGGCGCAGGUGCCGGCGGCUUUCUGGGGCAGAUGGGCCAGCACCCCGGCCACAUGGGAAGCGGCGGCGGCGGUGGCGGCGGCUUUCCAGGAAUGGGGCAGAUGAUGGGCCAGCAACCCGGACACAUGGGAAGCGGCGGCGGCCGCAUGCCGCAGCCCACCGCGUUCUACCAGGGCGGCGGCAAUGGUGCUGGCGGUGGCGGCACGGAGAUGCUGCAGGCAGCGGCAGCGGCCGGGAACCCCAUCGCGCAGCAGCAGUACAUGCAGCUGAUCCAGCAGCAGCAGCAGAUGGCGGCUCUCAUGCAGCAGCAGCAGCAGCAGCAGCAGCAACAGAUGAUGAUGAACAACGGCGGCCAUGGCCAUGGUGGCCACGGCGGCGGCGCAGCAGGGUACCAGGCGGGGCAGAUGAUGGGCUACAGUGGCGGUUACGGCCGGCCACAGCCACAGCCGAUGAUGAUGCCGUCGUACCCGGCGGCGCCGCCACCGGCCCCGCACGGCGAGCCGUACAACUACUUCAGCGACGAGGAUCCCACCAGCAGCUGCUCAGUGAUGUGAGCUCGCUCACAUCUGAUCUUUAGAUAGAUCAUGGCCGGGAAGAAGAAGAAGACCAUGGAUAUGAAUGAUUCAUGGUCAUGAGUUCUCGCUUAGAAUUAAUUGUGCUACUGAUUUUCACCUCUUUCUUUCUUUUUUUCUAUCUGCCUACAAGAUCAGAAGAAGAAAUGAGGACUGGAGUGUAGGUAAAGUAAUUAAUAAUAAUUUUAUCUACAGGUGAUGGAUCAUAAAAUGAGCUUGAUCGAUCCAUGUUUCUUCUCCACACCAACGGCCGAUUUCCCUUAAAAUCUGUGUGCAUGGGAGUGAGCAAUUUAGGGAGUGAUGAUCAAGACGAGCUGCUGCUGCUGCUGCUGUUUCUUGCCCCAUUUCUGUGCACCGCGCUUGCAUUACUGAUGGACGGUGCAGGUGUGGCUGUCCCCCCCUUAUGAAGCUCACUCACCUGCAUCUUUCAGCAGCUCCAGCACAACUGUGCACUUAUUUAGAGCCUCAUAACUGCACACUGCUGCACCUGCACACCAGUACUUACUGUAGUUUGAAUUGAAGUCAUGCUAUGCCUGCAGGCUGCAGCUAGCUACAACUGCAUGAGAUGCAAUGCAAGGUCCUGGAAUUGAAUGGGUACCAGCUACCACCAUGUACCUUCUCUGUCAGCUCAAGUUAAGUUUAGUUGUACUGCG